GCAUUUAUUUCACUGCAAGUAUCAGUUAGGCAUUUCCUUAUUUGUCUCUUCCGCUUCCCUUUCCUUUAUCUCCGCCAUAAUCUCCUAUAUAUCCCUAAUUUACAGACCCGAGCCCGUCCUUCUAGACACACACCUCUGAACAUGUAAUGCGAUUUCUCCCGUUUCUCUGAAACCCAACAGCCUCAAUACAACGAGGGAUAAGAGAACCCCACCAACAUAGAACUCAUCGAGUGAUCCUUCUCAGCAUAUUGGCGUCGGGUCCUGCGUCUUCGGCUUACGCACAACUACCCGUUGCGAUCAUUAGCAUCCCGCUACACAUUUCCCAUCAUGGCACCGGCAACUACGGCCUCGUGCUUAAGCGAAGAUCCCGAGUCACUCCCCCGCUACUACUUCGCUUAUGGCUCCAACCUCUCCCCGACCCAAAUGAUAGCCCGGUGCCCCGGCUCAGUACCUCUAGGUCUAGCCCACCUUCCGCACGCCUGGUCCUGGCUCAUCAACGGCCGCGGAUACGCCAACGUGAUCCACCCGUCCUACCCGGAUAGCACCUCUCUCCUUGACGGGGUCGGUAUUAUGGGAUUUCCCGACGGGAUGGCAGCCGAAGCCAAGCCCCAAGGGGAGGCCAACCGUGGUGACGACGACACAGGUCACGGCGUCUACGGUGUUCUGUACACGCUGAGUACGGAAGACGAAGCCGAGCUGGAUAUAUACGAGGGCGUUCCGUACGCAUACGAGAAGGUCAUGCUACCAGUUCAGCUUAUUGAUCCUUCACUUCAUUCACAUGCGUCUCAGCCCUCGCAGUACAAGGGGGUCGAGCAAGCGAAGCAGGAGAAUAGUAAAGUGGUUGCACCGACGGUGCUCGCCCUCGUAUACCUUGAUUUCGACCGCGUCGUGCCCGACGCACCGCGCACAGAAUACAUUGCGCGAAUGAACAGGGCCAUUCACGAGGCGCAGCUCUCUUUCGGAUUGCCGGUGGAUUAUGUGCGGCACGUCAUGCGCAAGUUUAUCCCUGAGGGGGAUUGGGAAGGUGCUGGUAUCGCGCCGGAGGAUUGACCCUUGACCCUCCCUUUCUCCUCGCUGUCUCCUUCGCGUUCUCUCAGUGUUUCUGUGGAGAAGAGAGAACAGACGACUAGACGGCAUAAAGAUUUCCAGUUCGUUAUAAGAAGUUUAGAUUCGAUCUACCGAGUCUCCGACGACUUGUUUAUGGGUCCGUCAAAAUGACCGG
Messenger RNA from Sodiomyces alkalinus F11, 1222 nucleotides. RefSeq lists its product as hypothetical. Gene Ontology annotation, molecular function: gamma-glutamylcyclotransferase activity. The record is from RefSeq and is a predicted model, not a curated record. The coding region runs from base 328 to 1050 and encodes 240 amino acids. Lineage: Eukaryota; Fungi; Ascomycota; Sordariomycetes; Glomerellales; Plectosphaerellaceae. The transcript has a single exon.